GUUAUUCCUAACCGGAUGUUUACCGGAGCCGGGAAAAAAAUUACUGGAAGCCAGGAGAAACGCAAGCGCAGAGCGCAGAUAGAUUUCAAAUGUCAAUUGUCAUGUUCUAAAAUCGUGUUCGGUUCUAGACAACAAUCAACAGAAAAAAUGGCGUUUGCAUCACCUAUGCCAAGCAGAGAAUUUCUCUGGGACGUUUUUCAGAGGGUUGAUAGAGACAGAAGCGGGUAUAUUAGUGCAGAUGAAUUGCAGCAGGCUUUAUCAAAUGGAACAUGGAGCCCCUUUAAUCCAGAAACUGUACGACUAAUGAUUGGUAUGUUUGAUAAAAAUAAUCGUGGACAAGUAAAUUUUGAAGAUUUUGGAGCUUUAUGGAAAUAUGUAACUGACUGGCAAAAUUGCUUUAGAUCUUUUGAUAGAGACAACUCAGGAAACAUAGACAGGCAUGAAUUGAAGACUGCUCUUACAACAUUCGGAUAUAGGUUAUCAGAUACAUUGGUUGAUUUAUUAAUAAGGAAAUUUGAUAGACAUGGUCAUGGAACAAUACUUUUCGAUGACUUUAUUCAGUGCUGCAUUGUUUUAUAUACAUUAACUUCUGCAUUCCGCCAAUAUGAUACUGACCAAGAUGGUGUAAUUACUAUACAUUAUGAGCAGUUUUUAUCCAUGGUUUUCAGUUUAAAGAUUUAACUGCGUUGAGGUGUGGCCUUUACAUUAUUUAAUCAGUAAUACCUAGUAUGUUUUAAGAAUAAUGUAUACUGUAGGAAUCUUCAAAUGUAAUACCUAUUAGAAAUAAGCUCAAUUAUGGCCAAGUUAUUUACAAGCUUUAAGUAUUAUAUUUAUGAAACCUUCUAGGUGUUGUAAAAUUUCUAUCAGUAAAUAAUUAAAGAUGUAUUUUCAGUAAA
Molecule: messenger RNA, 896 nt
Organism: Agrilus planipennis (emerald ash borer)
Lineage: Eukaryota; Metazoa; Arthropoda; Insecta; Coleoptera; Buprestidae
Product: programmed cell death protein 6-like
Exons: 6
Coding region: 16-681 (221 amino acids)
Molecular function (GO): calcium ion binding
Source: RefSeq, a predicted model, not a curated record